Molecule: messenger RNA, 5747 nt
Organism: Nilaparvata lugens (brown planthopper)
Lineage: Eukaryota; Metazoa; Arthropoda; Insecta; Hemiptera; Delphacidae
Gene: CycY
Product: cyclin-Y
Exons: 6
Coding region: 544-1563 (339 amino acids)
Biological process (GO): regulation of canonical Wnt signaling pathway; regulation of cyclin-dependent protein serine/threonine kinase activity
Cellular component (GO): plasma membrane
Molecular function (GO): cyclin-dependent protein serine/threonine kinase activator activity; protein kinase binding
Source: RefSeq, a predicted model, not a curated record
UUAUUAUCAAAACGUCAAACACAGAAACACAUGCUCUUGUAAUUAAAUAUGGCCGUUCCCGAUAAACUGUGUUUUUGUGAACUGUGAUUGAGUUAAAUAAAUGUUAAUCGUGUAUUUCAAUUAUAAAUAGAUGUUAUUACGGUCGACCGGCAUAUUUUUUGUUUACAUGCUUUCCUACUAAAUUUUUAAUUGUAAAAUUAUUUGAUGUGUGCUUUGUUUAUUUUCACAGUAAGAAUUUGACUUAACCCUUCUUAUCAGUAAGAAUUUUUCUACGUAUAGAUCUAAAUUAACGGGAACUUUACAUUGUAAAAUUGUAUUCAAUUAUCAAACUGAGUUUGAAAUAAUGAAAUUGAAUCUCUACUUAGUUUUAACCUAAUUGUUUAGCUCCUCACAGAUUGCCUACGUCGUUAGGUUAGGAUCACCCAGCUAGUAAAUAAAAUGUGUGUCGUUGAAUAGCAUUUAGUCAUUAGGUUUUUAAUUAAUGCUAAAUACUCUUGAAAUUGCCUAAUUUUUCAAAUCAAGUGAAUUAGUCUCACUUGAGUCAUGGGGAAUAAAAAUAGCUGUUGUGCAUACUCAAGUCCUCAACAAAGAAGAAAAGAUACUGGGCAAAAUUUUGAGGAAUAUUUACCAGAAGGUGAAGAAAGUAUCGGUAAUCUACAACAUAUCAGUGAGAGAGAACCAGAAGACUGGAAUGAAGAUCCCUCCUUUCAUCCAAAAGCAGGAACAAUUUUUAUGGAGAGAUCUAAAGUUAUUUCAGAAAAUGGCUUGGUGAGGAAGAAGAGUCAGAAUCAUAUUGCUGGUAGCGGAGCUCUCAAGAAAAGUAGUUCAUGUUCUACUAUUUAUUUGGAUGAUAGCACAGUUUCUCAACCAAAUUUGAAAAACACAGUGAAAUGUGUUUCUUUAGCAAUAUAUUACCACAUAAAAAAUAGAACUUCUGAGAGGAAUAUGGAAAUAUUCGAUGAGAAAAUGCAUCCAUUAACGAGAGAUGGUGUAUUAGAUGACUACGAUAAACAUAAUCCGGAGCAUAGGCAAAUAUAUAAAUUUGUUCGAACAUUAUUCAACGCGGCUCAAUUAACAGCAGAAUGUGCUAUCAUCACAUUGGUAUAUCUAGAAAGGUUGUUAACAUACGCAGAUUUAGACAUCACUCCUGCCACAUGGAAAAGGAUUGUUCUUGGUGCCAUAUUACUCUCAUCAAAAGUAUGGGAUGACCAAGCUGUGUGGAAUGUCGACUAUUGUCAGAUAUUGAAGGACAUUUCUGUUGAAGACAUGAAUGAGCUGGAGCGGCAGUUCCUGGAGAUGCUGCAGUUCAACAUCAACGUGCCGUCGAGCGUGUACGCCAAGUACUACUUCGACCUGCGCACACUGGCCGAGGCCAACGACCUCGCGUUCCCCGGCGAGCCACUCAGCAAGGAGCGCGCUCAGAAGCUCGAGGCCAUGUCGCGAGUCUGCGAGGACAAGGUCACCGCCGAGGCGCUCAAGAAUGGACUCAAGAAGUGGUCGAGUCUCGAUGACGUCACCAACGGACCCUUCCCCACCAGGCGCAGUGCGGCCAUCCUAUCGUGAAUCUAUGUUGUAACAGUAACAUUUUACUCGAUUCUCUUAUGGGGAACGUAAUGGUCCUUCCAUUCUUGGUGGGUUCCGAAACACAGGGUGGUGAUAGUAAUAAUUACAUUGAAGCAGAGAUGAUGUUCUGCCGAUCACCCAUCCAUGUAGAGGGUAAUUUCAUUUUACGUGGAUGCCGAGCCACCGGGUGAUUUCAAUAAUGAGAUCAAAGCAGAGAUUUGAUUUUCUGCGAAUCUCCCAUCUAACAGCCUCUUUCUAGAUGGUAAUUUUAUUCAAGGUGGAUUCCGAACCACAGGGUGAUGACAAUGUUUAAACAGAGAUUUGAAUUUCUGCGGAUUACCCAUCUAAGUUCCUCCUACCUCUAGAAGGUAAUCUCAUUUCCAGUAGGUUCUGAACCAUCGGGCAAUAAAAAUAGUGAUAAUGAAGUAGGGAUUUGUAUCUCCUACUUCUAAAAGAGAUGGCCCUUUCCAUUUUAGGACGAUUGCAAAAUACAGGAUAAGUGGCAGAUAAUGAAGUAAAUGAAGAGAUUAGAUUUUCUAAUAGUCAUCUCCUCCUAGAAAGAAAACUUUCACCAGACCUGAGGCAUCCAGGUCAUAUUUUUUUUUCUAAAUUACAAGGCAUUUUUUGAACUUUCGGAUGCCGAUGAUGAGGGAACAAAUCAUUUGAUUUUCUGCCGAUCACCCAUCUAAGGGUGAGAUCACAUUGAAUGCGUGUAUGUGCAAGUACACGUCAAGCAUGAGACGAAAAACAAAAUCUGGAAAGUGCCAUUGGAACACUUUGUGACUUGCAUGAAGCUGCUCACACUGAACGUGACCAGUAAGUGUAGUUCAGUGUGAGUGUUCCUAUUGCUCUUUCAGAUUUUGUUUCUCAUCUGAACGCUUGUCAUGCAUAACCAAGCGUUCAUUUGCACAUAUACACAUCUAAAGCUGCGUACACAUAUUCGCGCUUCCAACCCGCACCGAGCACGCUCCUCCCUCGUACCACCAUCGAACCACAGUCCCUCCGCCCACGCACCCAUCAUGAACGUUACGGAAGAUGUUAGAUCUUCUCACGUUCCCCGGUCGAACCACUCUUGCUCGCCGGUCGAUCAUCAAUCGCUCUGCUGGAGUGACGUUCGGUUGCGGAGCAGAGCGAAAGUCUGUACGCACCUCAAUGUGAUGCAAUGCCUAAGACACACUUAAAACAUCAUUCUCAUUUCAGUUGGUUUCUGAACUAGCGGAUACCGAUAAUGAAGCAGAAAGUCUUAUUUUUUGUGCCGGUCAGCCAUCUAAGAGCAGUCUUGAGUUAUUGUUACUUCAUAUUAUCACGCAGCAACCCCGAUCACAAUUUAUGUUGUGCUGCCACAUGAUCGAACAAUCCAUUAUUUUUAUACUAAUCCUUAUCAGUGACAUCCUAUACUUACUAACUCGAUGGUGGAUUCAAAAAACGAAUCACCAAAAAAAAAAAUAAUAAUAAUAAUUACCAUUCACAAUUGUGAAAAUGGGAAAAAAGGUUUAACAUGAGAAAGAACAGUCCACAAGUUCACAAUUUCUUGAUGAAAAACACAGUUCAAUAUAAAAGAACAAAUUUCACUUUAAAAUAAUUCAGAUUACAAAAUAUUACUUCAUCUUGUGCUGUCUGUCUUUUACUUUUGUAAGUAUUUAAGCAUUUAACUCAUUUAAACAAACCGAAUGAUAAGUUCUCAAGUUAGUCCAGGCAGCAAAUGCUCAAAAUAAGGUAUUUUUACGCAACUCUGAUGAUAGUUAGGUAAUGUAUAUCAAAAGUCCUCACUCCAACCCCCUGUGCUAAGAAGGAGGGGGUGGAUUAUAAGUAACAUUUUUUCUGUUUACUAUAUAUCUCGGAAACUAUUUGUUUUAGCGACAUGAGUAUCCUCUACAAAAUUAUAGCUUGAAAUUAGAUACAUGUUUUGUCAGUACUGAGUUUGAAGAAAACUGGUAGGAGAUUUAUCAAGCUUCAAUUUGUACAGGAUGACUUGUCAAUUGGAUGACUAUUCCGCGCCUCGUACUUCGCGCAUAUCUGGGUGACCUCUUGUAGGUGUGGGAUAAGUGUGUGGUUUGCAGCCAAACUGACUGUAACAAAAUAUUAAGCAGUUGCCAUAAUUUUCACCAACUCUGAACAAUCUAUGCGGUUAGAUACGUUCUAGCUGUGAGGAUAACCAUUCCCCUUGGCGUAUGAUCUUAUUUUUUUCAAAUUCGGUUUUGAUUGCUUUGUUGCUAUGCUUCCAAAUCAUGAAUUUAGUUAUAAGACUCUUGUGCAUUAACGCUCUUGGUAGCUGAACUAUUUAAAAUUAUAUGUCAUUUUAAUAAUCACGGAAAUUCAUUGUUCAAAUUGUUCCAGUAUUAAUAAUUAUAAUUGGUGCUGAUUAUUCAACUUCAUUAAAAAUUCUAGAUUAUCCAGAGAUAUUAUCAAGACUGGACGUAAUCAAACUUUAUAGAAACUCAAAAUGAAUUGCGAUAAUUAUUUCAUAGCUAUGUUGUAAAUUAUUUAAAACAUGUAAAUAUUAUUAUGAAAUUUAUGUUAAUUCCACUGCAUUUCAUAAAUUAUAUGACAUUCAGCCUGCCAUGUGUAGCAAAUUCUAAUGCCUAAUUAUUGAUAGAUUUUCAUCUAGUUUUCUAGUCUACGAAUUUUCAAAUGAAAUUUUAACAAUCUAAAAAACUUUGUAGGAAACGUUUAUUUUUUUAGUUGUAGAAUAACUAACAGAUUAACGAAUUUAUCUUUUCGUUUUUAUCUGGUUGUAGUACGGUACCAUUAAAAAUAAUGUGAUACAUUAUCUUGUAUAGAUAAACUUAGUUAUUAAGGAAAUCUGACUUUUCUAAAAUAGUUAUGUUUCAAUCUAUAAUUAGGUAGGCCUAUUUGCAUUUUCUCUAGAAUGACCUCAUUCGUUCAGAUUCUCCUUGAUUUUUUCUUUCAAAACUAUAUCUUCUUGUUCCCUUACAAACUAUUACAAAUGACUAAUUGCCUUUAAACUACAGAUUGACUAGAAGAUUUCAAAUUUGAAUUGGAAAUAUUUAUAUUUUUUGUUUGGGAGAUGGAGGUCCACAAUCAUAAUUAGUACUAAGGACGCAUUCCAUUCCUUUAUUAUUAGUAGGAAAUUAUCACUAGAAAAUGGAUAGAACACUAAUUACACUUAUUUGAGAUCUAAUAUGCAGCUUGAACAACCGAUGUCAGCUACAGGCUCGAUUAUCUCUGAAUGCUUGAAACUUAUCUCGAUUUGCUCAAUCUCAACUUAUGAACGGAGGUCUAUUGCUCCUCAAACUCACAAAUUACCAAACUGAAUUAAUAUUUUGUAGUAAAAACUCUUAAUAUUAGUACUACUAACAGUUAAAAGUUUCCUAUUUGCAACAAGCCUCAGGCUAAAAAGUUGUUGGAGACUAGAAACAAUCAAGCAUAAAAAGCGGGUGGUUUUAAAAUAAUUGGAAAAAAUAAACAUAUGGAUAAAAUAUUUUAUUAACAGAUUUGAAAACAUAUUAUUAUGUCGGUUAAUCGAGUUUAACAUUUUUGUUUUGCAAAUUAUCAGAUAUUAUUUAUCUGAUUAGCCAGUCUAAUAUUCGUGAUAAUUUUCACAUAUUCUUUCAACUAUACCUGGAAAUUAAAUAUUUCCUUCGCAAUCUUGUCGUUUGGUAUCACUGCCAAUUUAUUUUGUAAUUGAUAUGUUCUGAUUACUGAAUUCAUCCAGUUUUAUAUUUAUUUUGUAUUAGUUACAGUCAUUUUAAAACCAUACGAUUUUCUUGCUUGUCCCUGUACACAUGAAAAUCUGUUAUAAUUAUAGUAAAAUUGUAAUUAACAUUUGAAAAUUAUAGUAAUAUAAUCUAUUGAAAGCCUAAAUCUUACCACCUUCUAACAUCGAUAUUAAAGUACCAAUGUACCAAGGAAAAUUUAAAAAAGUUGGUCAUUUUAGAUUUUUGAAGAAUUCAGAUGACUUUGAGGAGAGUGUAAUGGCCAUAUUUAUAAUAAUUACUUUAUGAGGAAUAAUUUGAUUGAUGUAUUAAAAAAAACGUUUAAUUGUCUUUAAAAAUUAAUGUCAUGUUGUUUUAUUCUGUCGUGUGAUCAAACCAGUGUUUUUCUACAAUUGUUUCAUUUCUACUUAUAAUUUAAUUUUUAUUCGAUUGUAUGCAUUCAUGGUUGUACAGAUUUUAUAUAUAUUUACCAUAAAUAAAAAUUGGAUCAAUAUAUUUAGACACGAA